AUGAUUCCCAGACUCUGGGAUUUGCUAAUCCUUCUUCUGACAACAUCCCUAGCCAACUGCCUCCUCCAUGUUCAGAAAAAUGAAAUCCGAACUUUUGACUCGCUAGACGGUCUAUGGACAUUUGUAAGAGAACCACAUAACGGAGGAGAUAUUGGUAUAGGGAAUCAGUGGAAUACGCUGGAUUUGGACAAGUUUCCGAACGCCACAGUGAUGCCUGUGCCAAGUGCGUAUAACGACAUUGGCACUGGCAGUGAACUUCGAGAUCAUAUCGGAUGGGUUUGGUACGAGAAGAAGGAGUUUGUUCCGUUGAGAGAUCGAAACAUGAGACAUGUGUUGAGAUUCGCAUCUGUUAACUAUUUUGCUGUUGUUUACGUCAACUCUGAAAAAGUCACAUCUCAUACUGGAGGUCACUUGCCAUUCGAGGUCGAUGUUUCGUCGCAAAUCAAGUUUGGAGCUGAGAACAAGUUCACCGUAGCCGUCAAUAACACUUUAUCAUGGUCGACAAUCCCACAGGGAGAUUUCAACUAUCAAAAAUUGGCCCAGCGAAAUAUCAGUGGACGAAUCGUAAGCCCAAUGCUCUCUCGCCUCCCUGACGGCGCUGUCAAGAACGUUGGAAACUUUGACUUCUUCAACUACGCAGGAAUUCUAAGAACCGUUCAACUGGUCAAAAUCCCAUCGAUCCAUAUCCAAAACAUCAAUAUUGUAGCAGAUCACACGGGGUCUUUCUUCUUUGAGACUGCUGCAAACAACUUGGAUGGGAUUCAGGUGGAAGUGAAGAUGUUCGAUGGAGACAGUAAUCAAGUGUUCACUACAAAUCAAACCAAGACAGAGGGGAAACUGGAAAAUGCAAAGCUAUGGUGGCCACGUGGAAUGGGAGAUCCUAACUUGUACACCCUGGAAGUCUCCUUGAUAUCCGAUGGAGAGCUAGUAGACAUUUAUCGGGAAACGUUCGGAUUCAGAACUGUCACCUGGUCUGACUCCCAAAUCUUCAUAAAUUCCAAACCAUUCUAUUGUCUUGGCUUCGGAAUGCAUGAAGAUUUUGAAUUGAUCGGGAGAGGAUUCAAUCAAGCAGUUAUGACAAAAGAUUUGAACCUUUUGGAGUGGAUGGGUGGAAAUUGCUAUCGAACUACACAUUAUCCAUACUCAGAGGAGCGAAUGUUCGAGAACGACCGACGUGGAAUAGCAGUGAUUGUGGAGACACCAGCUGUUGGGUUGAAAGGAUUCUCAAAAGCCAAUAACAACUUGCACAUUAAGAUGCUCACCGACAUGAUUGACAGGGAUAAGAAUCAUCCAUCUGUGUUUGCGUGGUCUCUAGCCAAUGAACCUGUGACUAGUAAAAAAGAAAGUAGAGCUUACUUCAAGACCCUUGUGGACACCGCCCAUGGUAUCGACCGUACUCGUCCAGUGACAACUGUCUACGGACCAACCAACUUUGAUAACGAUGAAACUGCAGACCUAAUGGAUUUCAUUUGUGUCAACAGAUACUACGGAUGGUACAUUGAUAUGGGGUACAUUCCGUGGAUCAAUCAGAGUGUCUACUGGGACAUCUCCCUUUGGCGGGAGACUUUCCAUAAGCCAAUCAUUGUGACAGAGUAUGGAGCGGAUAGUAUUCCGGGGCUGAAUCAAGAGCCAUCUGUUGACUUCUCGGAGCAAUACCAAAAUGAGGUCAUUCAGGAGACCCAUCACGCGUUUGACGCAUUACACAAAGAUCAUACGAUUACCGGAGAGAUGAUUUGGAAUUUCGCAGAUUUUAUGACUGGAAUGAGAUUUCCCACCACUCGAGCCGUCGGAAAUCACAAAGGCGUGUUCACCAGAUCUCGUCAAGCCAAAAUCGCCGCCUACACUCUUCGAAAUCGAUAUCUAAAACGUUUCGAUCAAACCCAAUUGGAAAUUUGGGAUUAA
Messenger RNA from Caenorhabditis briggsae, 1902 nucleotides. The record is from RefSeq and is a predicted model, not a curated record. The coding region runs from base 1 to 1902 and encodes 633 amino acids. NCBI's taxonomy places the organism in Eukaryota, Metazoa, Nematoda, Chromadorea, Rhabditida, Rhabditidae. Gene Ontology annotation, biological process: carbohydrate metabolic process; glucuronoside catabolic process. The transcript is spliced from 9 exons. Gene Ontology annotation, molecular function: carbohydrate binding; beta-glucuronidase activity.